This is a messenger RNA of Halichondria panicea, 3882 nucleotides long. RefSeq names its product protein transport protein Sec24D-like. The coding region runs from base 161 to 3742 and encodes 1193 amino acids. Gene Ontology annotation, molecular function: SNARE binding; zinc ion binding. The record is from RefSeq and is a predicted model, not a curated record. Gene Ontology annotation, cellular component: COPII vesicle coat; endoplasmic reticulum exit site. NCBI's taxonomy places the organism in Eukaryota, Metazoa, Porifera, Demospongiae, Suberitida, Halichondriidae. The transcript is spliced from 20 exons. Gene Ontology annotation, biological process: intracellular protein transport; COPII-coated vesicle cargo loading; endoplasmic reticulum to Golgi vesicle-mediated transport.
UCAAACCCAACCCUAGCCCUACCCUUUUGACCUCAACGUCACUUUGCACUCGUGGUCGUUUCUUUUGUUCCAUUGAUGUACUCACAGCUAGCUCCAGCUACACUGCUACUACUCCACUCAAGGACUCUACUAACAACCUAUAAAGCCGACAGUGUCCACUAUGAUGCAACCCAGCCCAGACCCACCGUACGGCAUGAUGCCUCCCACUGGUCAGAUGGGUGGACUGUCUCUAGGGCCACGCCCACCUCAAGGAUACGUACAACAACCACCCUCUAAUACUGGCCUCCCUCAGAGCAACUUCCCCACACGAUCAAUGGCCGUUGGUCCUCCUCCCAACCACCCUCAGAUGAUGGGACCCCCCGGACAGAUAAUGGGACCCCCUGCGGCUGGACGAGGGAUGAUGGGACCCCCCUCAGGGCAGCCUUAUCAGAUGCAAGGCAGACCCUCUGCAUCAAUGCCACCUCCAAACCAAGCUCCACAAAUGAUGGCUCCUACAGCCAUGAUGGGGGGACCCCCCGGACAGAUGAUGAUGGGACCCCCUGGUAGUCAACAGAUCAGGGCUCCUGUGUCUCACAUGACUGGACCCCCUACGUCAAUGAUGACAGGCCCAACAACUGGACCACCUGCAUCAAUGCCAGCUCCCAACCAAGCACCGGGGUCGCAUAUGAUGAGUGGACCGCCUGCAUCAAUGCCAGCUCCCAACCAAGCACCGGGGUCGCAUGUGAUGAGUGGACCGCCUGCAUCAAUGCCAGCUCCCAACCAAGCACCGGGGUCGCAUAUGAUGAGUGGACCACCUGCAUCAAUGCCAGCUCCCAACCAAGCACCGGGGUCGCAUAUGAUGAGUGGACCGCCUCCAUCAAUGCCAGCUCCCAACCAAGCACCGGGGUCGCAUAUGAUGAGUGGACCGCCUCCAUCAAUGCCAGCUCUCAACCAAGCACCGGGGUCGCAUAUGAUGAGUGGACCGCCUCCAUCAAUGCCAGCUCUCAACCAAGCACCGGGGUCGCAUAUGAUGAGUGGACCGCCUGCAUCAAUGCCAGCUCCCAACCAAGCACCGGGGUCGCAUAUGAUGAGUGGACCGCCUGCAACAUCCAUGAUGAUGAUGGGACCCCCUGGUGGGCAACAGCUCAGAGCUCCAACAAUGACAGGGGCUCCCUCUAUGGGACCCCCUGGAGGGCAACAGUUCAGACCUGGGGGUCACAUGACUGGACCACCACCACAAAUGGCAGGGGCUCCCCCUUUAGGGGCCCCCCCUAUGGGACCCCCCAUGAUGAUGGGACCCUCUGGUGGACAAUUUCCUCCUCCAGGCCCGGGUGGUUACCCUCGACAACCAGGACCCCCUGGAGGGCUCCCCACGGCUCCUGUACACCAAGGACAACCCAAGGCCAGAAUAGACCCGGACCAAAUGCCAAACCCUGUGGCUGUGAUGAGGUCUGAUCAGGAACAGAGAGGGGGUGUGCCCUUCAUGACAUCAUCACGUGGCAAUGCCCCACCCCUGGUCACCACACACUUCAGAGUACAGGAUGACGGCAACUGCAGCCCUCACUACUUGCGUGCCACCAUGUACAGUGUCCCCUGUACCAAAGACCUGCUCAAUGGAUGCAAGGUCCCUCUUGGAUUAGUGCUCCAGCCUCUUGCAGCUGUCCCCACUGAAGAGAACACCAUGAACAACACGACUCUAGUGGACCAUGGUCCCAGUGGGCCUCUGAGAUGCAACAGAUGCAAGGCCUACAUGAAUCCGUAUGCUCGCUUCGUGGAUGGAGGCCGACAGUAUCUGUGUCCAAUCUGCCAGUGUUCCAACGAAGUUCCACCAGAGUAUUUCUGCCACCUGGAUCACCAAGGGAGACGCACGGACACACUCCAGCGACCAGAGCUGAGGUUUGGCUCAGUCGAAUACAUUGCUACCAAGGAUUACUGCAAGGAGGGCAAGCUGCCACUACCUCCAGCGUACAUAUUCAUGAUUGAUGUGUCUUAUGCCAGUGUGCAAACUGGAUUGCUCAGUCUUCUUUCUCAGUCCAUCCUCUCUGUCCUCGACACUCUGCCAGGGUCCACUGACGAGAGGGGCUCCCCCAUACAAGUGGGCUUUGUGACGUACGACAAAGUGAUACAUUUCUACAAUGUGAAGGAGACUCUGGCCCAGCCUCAGAUGAUGGUGCUCACUGAUGUCAGUGAUGUGUUUGUCCCCAUGGUGGACGGGUUCCUCGUGAGCGUGGCAGAGGCAAGGACCAUGUUGGAGAGCUUCCUGUCCCAGCUACCAGAGCUGUUUGCCACCAACAAUAUGUCUCAGGUGAUCCUUGAGCCAGUGCUACGAGCAGGUAUGGAGGCCCUCAAGGCAUCUGGUAGGAAUGGUCGCUUGUAUGUGUUCCACUCGUCCCUCCCCACUGCCCCCGGCCCUGGUGUCCUCAAGAACAGGCAGGAUCCCAAGCUAUUGGGCACUGACAAGGAGAAGACGUUGCUGGCCCCGGCUGGCUCUGUGUAUCAGAAGCUGGCUGAAGAGUGUGUCAAGUUUGGAGUAGGUGUUGAGUUGUUCUUAUUCCCCGGGACAUACUGUGAUGUGGCCACCCUAGCCAAGAUGGCCGCCACCACCGGAGGAGAACUACACUACUACAAGAACUAUCAGACUAGUAGUGAUGGAGAGGUACUGAUGAGUGACCUGCGACACAGUGUACAGCGUGUGACAGGGUUCGAUGCUGUGAUGCGUGUGAGGGCGUGCACUGGACUACGCCCCACUGCCUUCUAUGGUGCAUUCCACAUGAGCAACACCACAGACAUUGAACUAGGUAACAUUGAUGCUGACAAAGCAAUCGCCGUGGAGAUUAAACAUGACGACAAGUUACGAGAGGACGACUUAGCCUUCUUCCAGGCGGCACUCUUGUACACUGACGUGUGUGGGCGGAGACGACUCAGGGUACACAACAUUGCCAUGAGCUGCUCCUCCAAGUAUCAGGACCUCUAUCGUAGCUGUGACAUAGACUCUCUCAUGAGCUUCCUCUCCAAGAGCAUUGUCCACGCCUCUCUGACACUGCCCUAUAAGAGCAUACGUGAGAGCUUCAGUCAUCAGUGUGCAGUUAUUCUCUCUUGUUAUCGGAAGCACUGCUCUAGUCAGUCCCCUCCUGGUCAACUCAUCCUCCCAGAGAGCCUCAAGCUGUUACCCAUGUACGCCAACUGCCUGCUCAAGUCAGACUGCCUCUUAGCUCCCCCUGUGGUGACUUUAGAUGAGAAGAGUUGCUUCAUGUAUCUGGCUCUGUGUAUGCCCACCUCUCUGGUUGGACCCUUCCUCUAUCCCAGGCUCUACUCCUUGCAUGAUGUGAGUGUUGAUGAACAGGGACUCCCCCCUCUCCUGCGGUGCACAGGUCAGAAGCUGUCAGAGGCUGGUGUGUAUGUUGUGGAGAAUGGACUAGUCACUGUUGGACUAGUCACUGUGCUCUGGUUGGGCCAGGCCGUCCCUAACGAUAUUAUCAGCCAGCUGUUUGGAGUGGGCUCUCUAGCUCAAGUCAACACAGACCUGCGUGCCCUCCCUGCAUUGGACCACCCACUCUCAUUCAGGGUACGAGGAAUCGUUGCUCAGCUGCAAGCUUCUCGACAACACAGCAUGAAGUUGGUCAUCUCCAAACAGCGUGACAAGACGGAGGUGUCCUUCCGUCGACUGCUCAAGGAAGAUAAAGGGGCGGGGCAAUGGGAGGGGACUUCUUAUAUUGACUUCCUGUGUAACAUCCAUCGAGAGAUCAAAGAGAUACUAUCCUAGGAGAACUAUUCAUGUACAAUUUAUUAGCUAUUAGACUCGUCGAUUUUUGACAUGUUAUAAUUAUUGUUAUUGAUCAGUGUAUUCCUACAAAUAUUAUAGCAAACAUUAAUUUUAAGAAAUAAAUUGUCAACAUUUUUCUA